Rotaria socialis is the source of this 3015-nucleotide messenger RNA. Lineage: Eukaryota; Metazoa; Rotifera; Eurotatoria; Philodinida; Philodinidae. The record is from the annotation of a GenBank genome assembly.
AUGGCUUUUAAGACAAUUUGGGAAUGGAUUUUAAGCAAUGGCUGGUCAUCACUAAUCAAUAAAAAUAUUGCUAUCAAGUAUUUCAAUGAUAAUUAUUCAGAAUCAAUGAGAAUCUUAACUCAUUUGGAAAUAUCUAUGCUUACAAAUGAAGUUAUUAAGCAAAUUUUGAAUUUCAAUAUUCAUGAACAAUUGAUUAUAAUUGAUAGCGAAGAAACAUUAUUAACUAUUCCAUUUAUAUUAGGAAUACUUCAAACAAACAAUUCCUUUUUUAUAUGUGAUUCUAAUUGGUCUGAAAAUAUGUUAAGAAAUUAUAUUAGCAAACUUAAACCAUCGUUAUUUAUUCGUCAACGGCAAACUAAAGCUAAAAUUUAUGAUAAAAUAAUCGAGCAUGUUACUUUAUUAUCGAUUGUUUUACUUGACGAACCAAUUGAUUUUUAUAAACUCAAUAGUGAAUGCUAUUAUAAAGAUAUUGCUUAUGUAGUUACUUCAUCAGGUUCAACAGGUAUUCCAAAAUUGAUAUUUGUUUCUCAUGCAUGUAUUCUACCAAAUUUGGAUGAAUUAAAAUCAAUUUUUAAUGUAACAUCCAAUGAUUGUUUAUUUCGUUCAACACCUUUGACAUUUGAUCCAUCCUUAGUUGAUAUAUUUCUUGCGAUUCAUUGUGGUGCUUCUCUUUGUAUUUUAUCAAAAGAAGUACGUCAAAAUCCGAUCUUGAUAUCAUCAAUAUUCAAUAAAAGUUAUUGUACAAUAGCUCAAAUGACACCCAGUUUUUUUCGUCAAAUAAACGCACAUUGUAAUAUGGUGCAAUUGAAAACAUUGGUGCUCGGAGGUGAAAAGUUUCCAGAUCUAUCAAAUUUAACUAUUCAACAAAUGGUUCGACAAAAGAAACGUGUCGUAAAUAUUUACGGUUUGACUGAAAUGUCUUGUUGGGCAUCUUAUUACAUACUGAACGAAGAUGAUCUUAAAAGCAACAAUGGUAUUCCAUUGGGUAAAGCAUUGAAUGAGACAUCGUUAACAUUAAAGUCAUAUCUUGACAAUCAAUCACAAACUGAUUAUUUUCAAUUGGUAUUAGGUACAGUUUCGUUUAUUUUUCUAAAAAAUAGAACUUUAUCAAUAUUUUUCAAUAGUAUAGAGAGUCAAACACGUUGGACACAGAUCGAAACGUUAUCCUCAGUAAAAAAAUUCAUAUUUGAAACCGAUGAUCUCGUUUAUUGUAAUCAUCAAAAUGAUCAAAUGUUUUAUGUUGGUAGACGAACAUUGACACAAAAAAGAUUCGGUGUUAUGAUUAAUCUUGAAUAUAUAGAACAAAUUGCAAAUCAAUCAAAUUUACUCGAUGCAUGUGUUUGUUUCGCUUUAAAUGAAAAUGAAAAUCUAUUAAUACUUCUAUGCAAAUUUAUACAUGAAAAUCAAAUUAGUGAACUUAAUUCGUAUCUUAAGUCAAAUUUAUUAUAUCAUUUUAUACCAAAUAUAAUUAUUCCAUUAGAAUAUUCGAUUCCAUUGAAUAUCAAUGGAAAAAUUGAUCGUAAACAAAUAUAUACGCUUUAUUUAAGUAUAAUAAAAAAUUCUUCAAAGAAUACUUUAAUUAGUAUAUGGCAGAAUCUUAUCAAUAGCAUUCCUGAUAUUAGCUCAAAUUUUAUUUUUAACGGUGGAAAUUCAUUAUUAGCAUUAACAUUCAUAGAACAAAUCAAACCGUUUUAUUCAUCGAUCGAUCCAAAUUAUUUAUUCGAUCUUAUUUUACAUAAAACAUUCGGAGAUUUAAUAGACUAUGUAAAUGAUCCUCAAGAAGGGCGCCACCACGGCCAACAACAACAACAACAACAACAGAAAACUAUAGAAUAUGCUACAUCUAAUUUAUCUGCAACAACAGUAAUAAACUCAAAUUUGAAUCAUAUUUGGUCAAUUCAAAGAUGUUCAAAAAUAUUUCUUCAUAAUAAAGAUCAUUUAAUGUAUGAGUAUUUUUCGUUUCCGCAAGAAUCAGCAUCGCCAAUCAAACAAUUGACACUACAUUGGAAAUAUUCAAUGAACAAAUGUAUUGAUGCAUCUCCAUUAGUUAUUUUAGUCGAUGACUUUCGACAAUAUGUUAUUAUUGGAUCACAUGCUGGUUUGAUUAAUUGUUAUCAAAUUGAUAGUGGACAAUUUGUGUGGUCAUUUCAGACUAAUGAUAGAAUUGAAGCAACUGGAACAAUCUCAAGAAAUGGACAAUUUUUUCUUGUUGGUGAUUAUAGUGGAAUUCUAUAUAUAAUUGAAUGCUCAAAUGGAAAACUUUAUUCCUCGUAUCAAUGUCAAGGUUUAAUUAAAACAAUUCCGUGUAUUCAUCGAUCGGUUGAUAUGAUUUAUCUUGGUGCUCAUGAUCAAUUUAUUCAUGGAAUUCAUCUUCAAGAAACAUCGUCAAAAUGUAUUUGGAAAUAUAAACUAGAAAGUAGUUGCGCAUCAUCACCACAAUUAUCUGCAGAUAAUGGUCGACUUUACGUGGCUUCUUUGGGUGGAGAUGUAUUUGCAUUUCAAUCAGAUGAUGGAAAAUUAUUAUGGAAACAACCAUUAGAUAAACCCAUAUUUUCUACAAUAGCUAUAUGGAAUGAGAAAUUUUUGUUAGUUGGAUGUGUUAAUCAGAUAUUAUAUUGCUUAGAUAGUGGUAAUGGGCAAAAGAAAUGGACAUUUUCCACACAUGGUCCAAUAUUUUCUUCACCUUGUCUCUUCAAUAAUACUGUAUUUAUCGGUUGUCACGAUCAGUAUCUCUAUGCAAUUGAUCUUUCUACUGAACAAAAAGGUAUUUUAAAAUGGAAAUGCUUAUUUUCAUCGAUGAUUUAUGGAUCACCUUUUGUCUAUGAUAAUGGUCGAAUGGUUGUUGUUGGUUCAACAGAUGGUUGCUUACGUAUAUUAAAUACACAAUCAGGUGAAAUAGUUUGUGAAACAAAAAUUGAUGGUAAUGGUUUAUUUUCUUCGCCUGUUGUUUAUCUGGAUUUUAUUUUGGUUGGUUCACGUGAUGAUUAUUUGUAUUGUUACAAACUAUUAUCAUGA